AUGAAGCUGAGCUCAGCGGCCUGGCCUUUACACUGGGGUCUCCUGCUCCUCUGGAUAGUGAGCCUCUGCAGCCGGGGACAGUCCACUGGCAACCAAAGCUCCAGAGGACAGACAGGGUCAUUGCAGGAGAGGACGGGGACAUGUGAAGUGGUGGCUGCUCAUCGCUGCUGCAAUAAGAACAAGAUUGAGGAACGCUCUCAAACAGUGAAGUGCUCGUGCUUCCCAGGACAGGUGGCAGGGACAACAGGGGCUCGGCCCUCUUGUGUUGAUGCCUCCGUUGUGCGUCAGAAGUGGUGGUGUAAGAUGGAGCCGUGUCUGGAGGGGGAGGAGUGCCGAGUUCUCCCUGACCUCACCGGCUGGUCGUGCAUUUCCGGGAACAAAGUGAAGACCACAAAGGUGAGGACAAGGCCUGAGUGA
Messenger RNA from Limanda limanda (common dab), 417 nucleotides. Its product is annotated as chemokine-like protein TAFA-2. Gene Ontology annotation, molecular function: receptor ligand activity. The record is from RefSeq and is a predicted model, not a curated record. Bases 1 to 417 code for a protein of 138 amino acids. The transcript is spliced from 3 exons. NCBI's taxonomy places the organism in Eukaryota, Metazoa, Chordata, Actinopteri, Pleuronectiformes, Pleuronectidae.